GGGAGCUGCCAGCCCUGCAGGGCGAGCAGUCGGCCCUGAGUUCACCCGGCCUCAGCGCGGAGCAGGAAAACUUCCAUUUCGCUCUCCUGGCUUUGAUCCUCCUUGGACAUCAGAGCCGAGGCGCCGAAGGGAGGGAGGAUGCGAAAUGAGUGGCGCUUUGGCAACCUGACCGUCUAUCUCCUCAGCAGAGCCUUCCACAGCGAGCUGGGCGCUGGCUGCACCACCCAGACUCGCCGUGCGCGCGCGAGUGAGCGAGUGAGCGAGCGGGUGUGCGUGCGUGAGUGAAGAGUGUGGAUGUGUGUGGAUGGGUGUGUGCACAUCACGACCGUGUGGGAGUGUGUCUGGAUGACUGUAUGCGUGUAUGCGUGAGUGUGUGUGUGUGUGUGUGUGCACUCCCGCGCGUGUGUGGGAGUGCUCUUGGUUAUUUUUUGGGAGAGAAGAAAAAUCUUGGAAAUCUGGGACAGGUUACCGGGUCCUACGGUGAUUCUUUUGCAAGAAGAGCUUACUGGAGCGAGCUUUCAGAGCCAUUUCUGUGUGGGUAAAGAGAUUUUCCUCCCAGAAGAAGGAUUUUUACCCAGCUCUGCAGCCCGGUAAGAGAUCAGCCCCUAAACCUGGGAAAUCGACCAGAGCCUGCCGUUCCCAGGGUUUGAGAAGGACUGGAGAAGAAAAGGAGAAAUUAAUCAAACAGCGUGUCAGUUCCUUCGGCCACAUUGGAAGAUGUCAUCUCAAACUAAGUUCAAGAAAGACAAAGAGAUCAUUGCCGAAUAUGAAGCCCAAAUAAAAGAGAUCCGCACGCAGCUGGUGGAGCAGUUCAAAUGCCUGGAGCAGCAGUCCGAGUCGCGGCUGCAGCUGCUUCAGGACCUUCAGGAGUUCUUCCGCAGGAAAGCUGAGAUUGAACUCGAAUACUCCCGCAGCCUGGAGAAGCUGGCUGAGCGGUUCUCCUCCAAAAUCCGCAGCUCUCGGGAGCACCAAUUCAAGAAGGACCAAUACCUUCUGUCACCAGUGAACUGUUGGUAUCUGGUCCUGCAUCAGACCCGGCGAGAGAGCCGAGACCAUGCCACGCUCAAUGACAUCUUCAUGAACAAUGUCAUUGUCCGCCUCUCCCAGAUCAGCGAGGAUGUCAUCAGACUCUUCAAAAAGAGCAAGGAGAUCGGCCUGCAGAUGCACGAGGAGCUCCUGAAGGUGACCAAUGAGCUGUACACAGUCAUGAAAACCUACCACAUGUACCAUGCGGAGAGCAUCAGUGCCGAAAGCAAGCUGAAGGAGGCCGAGAAGCAGGAGGAGAAGCAGUUCAACAAGACGGGUGAGCUCAGCAUGAACCUGCUGCGGCAUGAGGACAGGCCCCAGCGCCGCAGCUCUGUGAAGAAGAUUGAGAAGAUGAAGGAGAAGAGGCAAGCAAAGUAUUCUGAGAACAAGCUGAAGUGCACAAAGGCCCGGAAUGACUACUUGCUCAACCUGGCAGCCACCAACGCAGCCAUCAGCAAAUACUACAUCCAUGAUGUCUCUGAUCUCAUUGAUUGCUGUGAUCUGGGCUUUCAUGCCAGCCUGGCCCGCACCUUCAGGACCUACCUCUCUGCUGAGUACAACCUGGAAACCUCUCGCCACGAAGGGCUGGAUGUCAUUGAGAAUGCAGUGGACAACCUGGACUCCCGCAGUGACAAACACACAGUCAUGGACAUGUGCAACCAGGUCUUCUGUCCUCCACUCAAGUUCGAAUUCCAGCCCCACAUGGGGGAUGAGGUGUGCCAGGUCAGUGCCCAGCAACCUGUCCAGACAGAACUGCUCAUGCGGUACCACCAGCUGCAGUCCAGGCUGGCCACGCUCAAGAUCGAGAAUGAGGAGGUUAGAAAGACCCUGGAUGCCACCAUGCAGACCUUACAAGACAUGCUGACCGUGGAGGAUUUCGAUGUCUCAGAUGCUUUCCAACACAGCCGGUCCACAGAGUCUGUGAAGUCAGCCGCCUCUGAGACCUACAUGAGCAAGAUCAACAUUGCCAAAAGGAGAGCCAACCAGCAGGAGACAGAGAUGUUUUAUUUUACAAAAUUUAAAGAGUAUGUGAAUGGCAGUAACCUUAUCACCAAGCUCCAGGCCAAGCAUGACCUACUCAAGCAGACGCUGGGCGAAGGGGAAAGAGCAGAAUGUGGCACCACCAGCAGACGAGAUGGAAGGCUUAGGCUGCCCCACUUCCCCUGGCUGAGCUGUCCCCCUGCUCCCCACUUCCUGCCCCACCCAGCACUUCAAGGAAGAAGAAAUGCUCGAACCAGGAACCAGGAUUCAGGACAAGCUAUACCACUUGUAGUUGAGAGCUGCAUCAGAUACAUCAAUUUAUAUGGACUUCAGCAGCAGGGGAUCUUCAGAGUGCCAGGAUCUCAGGUGGAAGUCAAUGACAUCAAAAAUUCCUUUGAGAGAGGUGAAGACCCGCUUGUGGAUGAUCAAAAUGAGCGAGAUAUCAAUUCAGUUGCUGGUGUUUUAAAACUGUAUUUCCGAGGACUGGAAAACCCACUCUUUCCUAAGGAAAGGUUUCAAGAUUUGAUAUCUACUAUUAAACUGGAGAACCCAGCUGAGAGGGUGCACCAGAUCCAGCAAAUCCUCGUCACCCUGCCCCGUGUGGUCGUCGUGGUCAUGAGAUACCUCUUUGCUUUCCUCAACCACCUCUCCCAGUAUAGCGACGAGAACAUGAUGGAUCCCUACAACCUGGCCAUCUGCUUCGGGCCCACCCUCAUGCACAUCCCUGAUGGGCAGGACCCUGUGUCCUGCCAGGCACACGUCAAUGAAGUCAUCAAAACCAUCAUCAUCCAUCACGAAGCCAUCUUCCCCAGCCCCCGGGAACUCGAGGGACCCGUGUAUGAAAAAUGCAUGGCUGGAGGGGAAGAGUAUUGUGACAGCCCACACAGUGAGCCAGGGACCAUUGAUGAAGUUGACCAUGACAAUGGCACGGAGCCUCACACUAGUGAUGAAGAAGUAGAGCAAAUCGAAGCCAUUGCGAAGUUUGAUUAUGUGGGGCGGUCCCCACGUGAGCUGUCCUUCAAGAAGGGGGCCUCACUGCUCCUGUACCACCGUGCCUCAGAGGACUGGUGGGAGGGCCGUCACAAUGGCGUGGAUGGACUCAUCCCUCAUCAGUACAUAGUUGUACAGGACAUGGACGAUGCCUUCUCUGACAGCUUGAGCCAAAAGGCUGAUAGUGAGGCCAGCAGUGGGCCGCUGCUGGAUGACAAGGCCUCCUCCAAGAACGACCUCCAGUCCCCCACGGAGCACAUCUCAGACUACGGCUUUGGGGGUGUGAUAGGCCGAGUGCGGUUGAGAUCGGAUGGAGCGGCCAUCCCCAGGCGUCGAAGCGGGGGUGACACACACAGUCCACCCCGGGGCCUGGGCCCCAGCAUAGACACACCACCCCGGGCCGCCGCCUGCCCCAGCAGCCCCCACAAAAUGCCCCUCAGCCGGGGGAGGAUGGAGAGCCCUGAGAAGAGGAGGAUGGCAACGUUUGGGAGCGCUGGCAGCAUCAACUACCCUGACAAGAAGGCUCUCUCAGAAGGGCACUCGAUGCGGUCCACCUGCGGCUCCACCCGGCACAGCAGCCUAGGGGACCACAAGUCCCUGGAGGCCGAGGCCCUGGCAGAAGACAUCGAGAAGACCAUGAGCACCGCUCUACAUGAGCUGCGGGAACUUGAGAGGCAGAACACAGUCAAGCAGGCACCAGAUGUGGUGCUGGACACCCUGGAGCCCCUGAAGAACCCACCAGGCCCCAUCAGCUCGGAGCCUGCCAGUCCCCUGCACACCAUUGUCAUCCGCGAUCCUGAGGCUGCCAUGCGUCGCAGCAGCAGCUCCUCCACUGAGAUGAUGACCACCUUCAAGCCUGCCCUGUCUGCCCGGCUGGCUGGUGCCCAGCUGCGCCCACCUCCCAUGCGGCCAGUGAGACCAGUGGUCCAGCAUCGGUCCAGCAGCAGCAGCAGCUCAGGCGUGGGCAGCCCAGCUGUGACACCCACUGAGAAGAUGUUCCCCAACAGCACCUCGGACAAGUCGGGCACCAUGUGAUCUGGUGGAAGAGCAGCAUCGCCCUGGCUUACUGUGGUGCACCAUGGCUUAGGGUAGCUUCGGUGGCUGCCGCUCGCUUCCCAGCGAUCCUGGCCUUGGAGGGCGGAGCCCAGGAGGUCAGCUUGGGAGAGCUCAUGUCAGUGGAGAGCCGAGGCCCAGGCGUUAGCUGCAGCUCACAUUCAGCCAUGUGAAUCCACAGACCUCUCGUGUGCAAGCAGACACCCUGAGGAAUGCUAGAGCGAGAGCAGCCCCAAGUACAGCUUCCUUGAACUGAGGCAGAAUGCUAGAUGUCGUCUCGGCAUACCAUCACUGGAAGAUUAGUCUCUCCACAGUCUUUCUACAUACGUGUAUAUGUGUGUGUAUAUACAUGUGCAUACAUAUGCAUAUAUACGUAUGCAUGUGUCUGUAAGUGUGUGUGUAUAUAUAUAUUUAUGCAUCUAUAUACAUAUACUAGAUCUGGACAUACACACAUGCUAAAUGUAUAUAGUAUUACCUUUUUCUUUUUAUGAAACUUAGAUUUACCUCAGACCCAUGCCACCAAACAUCUCCCACUGAGUUAUUUGGUGGGAUUUGCAGGGACUUCUCUGGGAGGACUUAGAGGCCCCACAGUAACUGCGAAUGAAGCAAUAUACCACUAACCUGCAGAAAAAGUCUCCCACUGUCUCCAGAAGUUGUGGCCUUCCAGAACAGUCUGCCCCUACAGGAAGGGUGGGGCAGGCGGCACCCCAAGCAGGCUGCUCCUAGAAGUGGGGAACCCUUUCCAGAAAACCCUUAGUUCACCCCAGAGACCUUGCCCUCCCACCCAGAGGCCAAGGGCCAACUCUACCCCAGAAGGCAUGGGAGGAGGCUGGCGAGAAGAGCCCUGCCCACAACAUCCUCGUGUUCUUGUGUAGAGCAGGAACCACAGGGAGAACCUGAGCCCUUUCCCAGUACAGUGGUUGGGAAAAAGGAAAAAGAGGAAAAAAAAAAUACCGUGGUGUGGAAUACUUCCAAUCUUAGAAAUCUGUAGGAAUAAAUCUGUGGUAACUAUAGAGGUUUAACUUAUAUCAUCUUCAAAAUAUUUAAUUUUUCUUUUCCCAGUUCUACUAAUUAUACUGUGUCAGACUUUGAACUAAACAGGCAAGGAGGCUUUGAGACGCAUUGUUUUCAUUUGAAACCAAAUGUAUGCCCUUUGGCCCUUGCCCUCCUGCAUGAAGCUUGUGAGCCCGAAGUGCCCAGUUGGGGCCAGAUGCUGUGGAGGGGUGACCCUGGGCACUUUCUCUGCUAGAGGACACUGCUGGCUGAGUUCCUGCAGCGGCAGUAGCUUUCCACCCUCCCUCCUCUCCCCUUUUAUCCACUCCCUUCAGAGCAUUUACUGUAAAUGAAAAUACGGUGAUAGGCACAGAGGCAUGAUUUUCAAGUAAAAUGGGCAAGAUUUUUGCCUCUUGGCAAAAAGGCCUUGCUCUCAUUUGAUUCCAUUUUACCUCCUUUUGUGAUCUCUCUGUUUUCCAGAUAUAGGCUAUUUUUGAACAGUGGAACCCAGAUAGGUCUGAGCCUACUGGGACCACUUUCAUUUACUCUCUCCUGUCAAGCCAAGGUCUCUUUCCCUAUUGUUCUCAGGCUUCGUCUCUCUCUCUCUCUCUCUCUCUCUCUCUCUCUCUCUCUCUCUGGACCUCUCAGAUGUGGAGUCCCAAGUCCAGAGUUUUCAAGUCCUAUCCCUGUUCACUUAGGAGCUGUGUGACUUUGGGUGCAUCUUGCACCUCAUGGAGCUCACUUUUCUGCCCCAUUAAACGAGGAUAACAAAGAUCGGGUGGAAGUAAGCCAGCUGGGUAGAGUGGAAAGCACUGCGCCACCUUGAUCGCUCCUGUUAUCAUUAGGAAGGAGAGUCUUUUAGAUCCAAAACCAUCCAGACCUUCUUUUCUGAAAUGAUUCAUGGAAUUUUCCUGCCAACUUACUCAGAGCCCAAAGCACAGCUCUGCAGGUGCUUGAAAUUACAUCCUUAGCAUUUCUACCCUUUGGAUCAGGACCUCUCCUCUGGUCCUCCAUUAAAAGGUAAACACAUCCCAAGAGAGAGACCUAGUGAGCCCUGAUACCUGGGUGCGGGAGUGGAAAGCCAUCCUGCCUCCUCUGGAAGGCUGGUGCUGAGCCCACCCCAUGGAAGGAGAACUCAGGGAAGGGCACAUAUGAGGGUGCCAGGGAGCACCUCAGGAUGGAUGCAACCUCUUGUUUUGCCUAGGGCAAUCAACACUUUUGCUUUUACCUCCUGGAUCUGAAAGGCCCUCUGCCUUUAAGCACAGGAAGGUAUCCCCACUUCCCAGAGAGUCAGGCCUGGAACCUAUCCACAAAGCGACAGAUGGCUGUGAGGCUGGGCUGAGUCAGGUUCGAAAAGUCAAUCAUUUGCCAGGAUGCUGUGCUAUCCAGCUAGACACAAGACUUCUCAUUUCCACCCCAGAGAUAUACCCAGACUUUAAAUCCAAUCACCCCCAGGUGAAAUUUUGCCAUGGAUAUUAGACGAAAAGUAAAAAUUUGAGUGGGCAAAUGUGUUGUGUGACAUACAUGACACCAGUCAGGCUGUGCAGACUUUUCCCUGACUUAACUGAUUUUGCUUUUCCUCACUGACAGUGGACCCUUGUUUCCCCGAAAUACCUGAAAGCAGAGCCUUAGCUGUUUUCUUUAGGCACCUAUUUUCUUUCCACUGGGAAUGGCUGGUGAAUCUGCAUUGCAGGGUGUGAGCUCACAGAUGGCAGAUGCCUCCCCACAGGCCCAGCCUGAGAACCCAAGCCUUGAUGCAGAGCAGUGGAAAGAUGCUCUCCCAGCCACGCCCUCACCAGCGCUCUGCAUGUCUCCACCCUCCACAUCACGCCCCACCACGUCCAUGGAGCACUGGCAUUCUCUUCCAACUCCUGCCUGUUUUAGUCCACUUAUAGUGCUGUAUUUGCUUAAAUGCUGGAAAGUAACUGUUAAAAUGUGAAACUGUAAUUUUUUAAAGGCUACGAUUAAAUUAUAGCCAAUGCCACUUACCAAAUCUUUGCACCUAGUAGAUAGAUCAAUGUAAAAACAAAUACCAGAAACCUAACUGUACAGUAAGUGUGGGGGAAAUGUAGUAACCUAGUUAGUAGUCCUCAAUAUAACCAAUUGUACAAGGGGAAGUGGUGUUUACCUACUUGUUCAUCACCAUUAUUGAAAGCUGUACUGAUCAGCUAGUUUAUAACGGGCAUUUGGGCGGGGGGCUUUACAGAACGAUUUCCUAACCUUCAACUUAUCCCUAGGUCAAGCCUUUGUCUUUCUGUAUAACUGAUGUUCAGUCUGUUUGAGGAAUGAACCAGCAAGAUGUUCAUUUAAAACUGACCAAAGACAAUUAAUUCCUGGUCUAGUUUCCUGGGUCUCCUGGCCCCGGCUGCCACUAAAGACCUUUCUGGGAUAAAAUUGAGAACAAGCCGUGCUUCCACACCCACUGUCCCUCCCUGCCCUCCCUCACUUCCUUUUCCUCUUAAAGUGCUGCUCUGAGCGGUGGGAUUCUAUGAAAAAUUCUUGCCUUUCCUUGUUUUCAGUGCUAACGAUUUCUCACCUUGAAGCGCCUUUUGAACCCUGGGCAGAGCACACAAUCAGAGGGAAUUGUGGGCUUGGGAAUUAGACUUGGGAGUCUUUUCUCUGAAGUCAUCAAGGCCAGGAGAGAAAUGGAUUCCCAAGGGAUGAAAGGUUUCUACAUGUGAAGAAAUUGGAAUGGAAAGAGACACAGGGAAUCUUAGCCAUCCUUCGGCUACCGGCUGGAACCAGCAGUUCAGAGAUUUGCCUUAUAAACAUUUAAAACUGGCUUUGGUACCCAAAAGGGAGCCGGUGUGGGGCCAGACUUCCUGCUCUGCCGGCCUCCUUGGAGUGCCUUGGUUGGUAUAUCUCUCUCGUUCAGGAGGCGUGGAUGCGUGCAGAGGACUUCUCAUGACCUGGUCAUGCACGCCACACACAAAGAAGACCACAGGACUAACACAAUAGUUCCUCCUCUCCGUCUCUCUCUACUCACUUUUCACACAUCAGAUGGUUCCACACUAGAGCAAAGGCCUUCUUCCGAGGAGCCCAGAAAGAGCCCUUGCAGCGGUGGCUGUGGCGGUGGCUGUGGCCCUGCCAGGUGGGGAGGGAAAGGUGUUGGGGAGGAAAGGCAGGAAGGGGUGAGCAGGUGUUGCUUGGCUAAUUUUCUGCUGUGCAGAGUGAAUGCUGACAUUUCACGUCAACUUUCCCACCUCUCUGGGGCCUCCUCUCUUCUGAGCAGCCAUGUAGAGAAUUUCCCACACACCCAAAGCUGCCGGGGGAGCUGAGAAAGAGACUUUGCUGUCAGGUCUGGUCCCGGCCCCUCGAUCUGCCAGGGUCCCAUUAUCCCACCCUUUAGGACCUCCCUGUGGCCAUUGCUGCCCCUAGCCGACACUUCCUGUCUGUGUGAACUGUCCCAGGCAAAUAGCAAAGCUGUUCCUUGAACCUGAACAACCCGAGUGCACUUUUCUUCCUCAGACAGAAGCCGACCCUGGCUGGAGUUCUGCUCAGGCCCACGUUCCCGGCAGUGUGACUGUUUACAUGGUUUGGCAGCAGGUUUGGUUCUGAUUGCUUCAGAGUGGCUGGUCGAUUUUGUUUCCUUUGAUUUCCUUCCUCCCCAAAUCGUGACAGGAAAAACAAACCGAAACCGCCCUAGGAAAUUGCUGGUUGCCUGUCCCUAGGUGAAGAUAAGUGUCGCCCUCUACUGGGUCUUGUUUCUCUACCUUCCAACCAAACGCCCGUCCUCCUAUAGAGUGUCUGAUUGGAUCCUCUGUUGAGUAUUCUGAUGGUGCCUGCUGAUUUGACGUGGAGCUAUCCUGUGAAAUAAAACAGCUUAACUUUUCUCAAA
This is a messenger RNA of Chinchilla lanigera (long-tailed chinchilla), 8881 nucleotides long. It is a transcript of the gene Srgap3, whose product is annotated as SLIT-ROBO Rho GTPase activating protein 3. Lineage: Eukaryota; Metazoa; Chordata; Mammalia; Rodentia; Chinchillidae. The record is from RefSeq and is a predicted model, not a curated record. Gene Ontology annotation, biological process: negative regulation of cell migration; signal transduction. Gene Ontology annotation, molecular function: protein binding. Gene Ontology annotation, cellular component: cytoplasm. Bases 718 to 4032 code for a protein of 1104 amino acids. The transcript has 23 exons.